UAAUCGAACGUGGUAUUAUUUAAACAUGCGAGAACAAUCAAAUGUACCAGAGCCUGCCAGCUAUGAGCGGGUAGUGAUGAAAAAUUUUUCAGAGUACCACUACAUGAAGAUCCAGCUUGUGUUCCAAGAAGAAAGGAUCCAGUUGAAUGCUGCACAGUUUAAGUUAUUGAUUGUUACAGCUUUAAAGACACUGCAUGGAGAGGUGGGAGCAUCUUUUCCUUUGGACCUGUUGAAAUAUGAUGAAAAGACACUCUGUGCUAUACUAAGAAUAAGUAGCAGUGGACUGGUGAAACUGUGGACUGCACUAACACUGUUGGGGCAGUAUCAGAGCCGAGAGUGUGCAGUUCGAGUGAUACAGACCUCCCCUUUCUUGUUGGCAUUAGCUGGUAACAGCAGAGAACUGGAUCUUGGAUAA
Pelobates fuscus (common spadefoot toad) is the source of this 415-nucleotide messenger RNA. RefSeq names its product ribonuclease P protein subunit p14-like. Gene Ontology annotation, molecular function: ribonuclease P RNA binding; ribonuclease P activity. The record is from RefSeq and is a predicted model, not a curated record. The transcript is spliced from 2 exons. Lineage: Eukaryota; Metazoa; Chordata; Amphibia; Anura; Pelobatidae. Gene Ontology annotation, biological process: tRNA 5'-leader removal. Gene Ontology annotation, cellular component: nucleolus; multimeric ribonuclease P complex. The coding region runs from base 26 to 415 and encodes 129 amino acids.